CAAUUGAAACACGCAUACAAAGUUGUUAUCGCCGGCAACCACGAAUGCACUUUCGACGAGUCGUUCCUGCGGUCUUCAAAUCCGGAAAUGGAAGCAAAAGAAAUUGCUCUCAAGCAAGCUCUGCAAGCGUCUUUAUCGUCAUCGAAAGUCUCUUCACCCAAAACUCUUCUUACCAACGCCAUAUACCUGGAAGAUUCUGUUAUCGAAUUGUUCGGAAUCAUCAUCUACGGCUCGCCGUGGUAGGUUGUUCUCCCCUGGCUUCCAGCUGGACGUGAAG
Cylicostephanus goldi is the source of this 277-nucleotide messenger RNA. The record is from the annotation of a GenBank genome assembly. NCBI's taxonomy places the organism in Eukaryota, Metazoa, Nematoda, Chromadorea, Rhabditida, Strongylidae.